AUGUUGAAAACAAAGAAAAAAACACACAACACUAACAUAGCAAAUAUGAAAACAGUUAUAGGCACCCAAACUGAUAAACAAACAAAUUUGAAAGCGAUGAAACCUUCGCCAAAAAGAAAAGUUUUUUACGUUGGUCGAUUGGACCAACAAUGCACUGCAAAAGAGUUAAGCGAACACAUAAAUGAAUUGAAAAUUGAGACAAGCGCUGAAUUCAGAGUUUGUAUUUAUGAAACAGACUCAGCUGAGUUCAUGAAUGCAGAAAACUGGCCAGACCAAAUCAUCGUCCGCGAAUGGUGUUUCAAUGAUCUGUCGGCAAAUGUUGUCAAUGACCUAAAAAGCAAACGAGGCGGAGGUGUUGGUGUGUUCAUAAAGCAUGACAUCAAAUAUGUUGUAAAUGAUAACAGUGCAUUUGAUGAUGAAAAUGUCGACGUUCUCUGUGUGGACAUUGAAUCGGGGCAUGCUUCAUCUAGGGGUGUGCUAAAAGUUAUCGCGAUAUACCGCCCACCCAAUUAUAAAUUUGAGCCUUUUUUAAAUAAAAUCAAUUUGAUUUUACACGCCAUCAAACCCGCCGACAAAACUGUUAUAGUGGGCGACUUUAAUGUUAAUUUAUUGGACAAUGAUUCAAAUGAUUCUAAAGACUUCCAAAAUUUACUAUUUUCAUUUUGUUUAGAAAUUACUUUACAUCAGUAA
Messenger RNA from Helobdella robusta, 690 nucleotides. RefSeq lists its product as hypothetical. The transcript has 3 exons. The record is from RefSeq and is a predicted model, not a curated record. The coding region runs from base 1 to 690 and encodes 229 amino acids. NCBI's taxonomy places the organism in Eukaryota, Metazoa, Annelida, Clitellata, Rhynchobdellida, Glossiphoniidae.